This is a messenger RNA of Saccoglossus kowalevskii, 7121 nucleotides long. Its product is annotated as E3 ubiquitin-protein ligase rnf213-alpha-like. The record is from RefSeq and is a predicted model, not a curated record. NCBI's taxonomy places the organism in Eukaryota, Metazoa, Hemichordata, Enteropneusta, Harrimaniidae. Gene Ontology annotation, molecular function: ubiquitin-protein transferase activity; ATP hydrolysis activity.
UAGAAAUCAUGGAUGACAGUACACUGUGUAGUCACUGUCAUAGUCCAGUGGAUAGUUUGGCAGAUGGAUGCUCUUGUUCCAAAUGUGGUGAAAAUCUACUUAAAAAAUCAAGGAUAGAUCAGGAAGUAUUAAAAGUUCAUGGAGGUGGUGAUGAACCAAUGACAGCAGAUAAUGAAACAAAUGAUCAGAAACAGAAUGUAGCACAGGCAGUACAAGAUGUGCCUUUGCAACCAUUGAUUUUGGUUGAGGAUGCUCACUCACAGCAGACUAUGGAUCUUAACCAGGAUAUGAAGCAAGAUUGCAGUGAUAGACCUACAAAUGUUGAAGUUGAUACAAACUUGGAAGUCAUGCAAUCAGUACAAGGUGUUAACCUACAGUCAGGGCAAAUUCUUCCUUCUCAACAGAUGGUCAGUUUAAUCCCAAAGCAAAACAGAUCAGAUGAACUUAAAAGCAAUACAGAACAGAUUAUAAUACAACCACAGCCAUUACAAGGUGUUCCAUCAGAUCCACUGCAGGAUGUAACCCCACCACCAUCACAAGACGUAACCCCACAACCAUUGCAAGACGUAAUCCCACAACCAUUGCAAGAUGUAACCCCACAACCAUCACAAGAUGUAACCCCACAACCAUCGCAAGAUGUAACCCCACAACCAUCACAAGACGCAGCCCCACAACCAUUGCAAGAUGUAAACCCACACUCAUCACAAGAUGUAACACCACAACCUUCACAAGGUGUAACUUCACAAUCGUUACAAGGUGUAACUCCAGAAUCGUUACAAGAUGUAACCCCACAAUCGUUACAAGGUGUAACCCCACAAUCGUUACAAGGUGUAACCCCACAAUCGUUACAAGGUGUAACAUCACAAUCGUUACAAGGUGUAACAUCACAAUCGUUACAAGGUGUAACAUCACAAUCGUUACAAGGUGUAACAUCACAAUCGUUACAAGGUGUAACUUCACAAUCGUUACAAGGUGUAACUCCAGAAUCGUUACAAGGUGUAACCCCACAAUCGUUACAAGGUGUAACUCCAGAAUCGUUACAAGGUGUAACCCCACAAUCGUUACAAGGUGUAACCCCACAAUCGUUACAAGGUGUAACCCCACAAUCCUUACAAGGUGUAACUCCAGAAUCGUUACAAGGUGUAACCCCACAAUCCUUACAAGGUGUAACUCCACAAUCGUUACAAGGUGUAACCCCACAAUCCUUACAAGGUGUAACUCCACAAUCGUUACAAGGUGUAACCCCAGCACAGUUACAAGGUGUAACUCCAGAAUCGGGCCAAGGUGUAACCCCACAACCGUUUCAUGGUGUAUUUCCACAUCCAUUUCAAGAUGUUCCAUCACAUCCAUCACAAGAUAUACCUGAUCAGCAACAGCUGCAAGAGCGCAUGUCACAAUUUUUGCAGCAACUUAGUCCAGAACAGAUGCAGAUGCAAAUGAUGUUUAUGCAAAUGAUGCAGAUGCAGAUGGGUAUGUUUCAAGGUGUCCCUGGGCAACCAGGAAUACCACCAUUUGGUGUGCAUCAAAGUAUGCCAGGAUAUCUAGGAAUGCUUUUGACACCUCCACAGCAAUAUCCAUUAGGUAGUCCUCACAAUAAACCAGCACAGUGUGUAGGAAACAUGCUUCCUGUACAGCAAACCAGUAUGCAGUGGUCACAACCUGAGCAUGCUGAAAGGCAACAACAGCAAGGAAUUUCCCCAGGAUCUUUUCUACAACAGCCAUCACAAACAUCAGAGAACCAUCCUGUGUUGAGUACAUCAACACAACAGUCCAACUUGGCACAAAGUCAGGGACCAUCUACAGCCUCUCUUGAUGGUCAGGGUAGAAAACAAGCCCAAUCAUCAACAAGUGCAGCAUAUGCAAUUGGACAACAACAGGAGUCCCCAAUUGCUAAUACUCAAAUGACACAACAAUUGCAGUCAUCAAGUAAUCAACUCAAAGCAACAGACCAGCAACCUCAGUCUCCUUGCACUACACCACUGGAUCAACAACAGACAUCAGUCAACAAAACUGGUGUGAUUCUACCUGAACAAGGUGCAAAACAAGUUGAGAUGCAGCAGCAGCCACAUGCAACAGCAAAUUUGCACUCACAAGCUAAACCACCAGUGGGUCAACAACAAAUGCAGCAUCAAAUUGAAAAACAACAAUUAACCGAUCUGCCAAAUUCACAAGAGCAACCAUUGCUUUCACCACAGCAAACUAUUCCAGUACAUACAAAUCAGCCUACAUCAGGACAACAAGCUGCUUCUACAUACAAGACUCACACCAGUCCAAAUGAUGCUCCCCAAAAAACUACUGCUAAUGAUCCACAGCAAAGAAUACCAGAAGAAACAGCAAAUAAAUCACUACCUGAGGCACCUGAUGAUGCAUGUGCAUCUCUUGAAUUACUUCCUCAUGGAAAAUUUCUUGAAUUGUUUAAAAUAAAAUUAGCAUGUGAAGAUUGUAUUUUCAAACAUGGCUCUGGUGUCAACAGUUACAAAGUUGGUGGAUCAAAAAAUCAUUCUAAGAAAGGAUGCAAAAAAACAAUACUCUGUUGUUGCCUUAAUAAUGGUAAAGAUAAUCUGUGGAGAAUUGUCAGAAAAAAACCAGAGAAAAUUCCAGAGUCGCUAUGCCAAGAAGCUGAACAAGAUGAACCAUGUGGACGUCCACCAGGAAAAUGCCCAUUUGCAUAUACACUGGUUGAACGUCAAGUUUGGCUUGCAGAGCAAAAGGGCAUUUUCAAUCGAAAAGAGUUGUUUCCAAGCUUGAAUGAUAAUGCUGCUAUUAUGACCUUGCAGCGAAGAAAAGAGGCAUCUGCAAAACAAGAUGGCUCACAAGUGGGGAAAAAACAAGAGAAAGGAGGCUUCAGCCAACAAGAAACUAAAAUCAGAACAGAAGUGAUCAUACAGCUUCCAAAUUCAGCAAAACUUGCAGACCAAACUAAAAGUAAUGUUCCAAUGGAUGAAAAAAAGAACAUAAAGUCAGAAGUACCAUUUCCAGAAGUGGCACUUUCAAAUGAGUUUGAAAAAAAGGCACCAUUAGAUGAAAGUAAAGAUACCAAUGAGACAGACAUACAGGAACAGGCAGACGAUAACGAUGAGGUGAAUGCUAACAAAGGAAAAACUGAUGACAAAGAAAUAAGCAAAAAUGACCAGCCCCCUGAAUCUGGUGGAGACUGGUACCAAAAGAAUAAUGCAACUGGUGAUGAAAAAAAAGACAAGAAAAAAAAGAAAAAGAAAGAGAAAAACAAAGAAGCAGAGAAAAAGCAUGCUGAGAGAAGUCAAGAUGUUAUUCCGGAAGCUCUGAAGCAUUCAGGGAAAAAUACCAUGACAGUUAAUUUUUCUGUGUGGAUGUCACCUGAUUUUGGAUAUGAUUCUCUGAAACAUGAAGUUGUGAUCAGAUGCAGUUUACCUGAGUUUGGAGGAUGGAGUGGUGGUCAACCAUGUGUCAAAAUGAUGCCAACAGAUCAUACUUGGCUUACCAUAUUUCAGAACAUCGCUCGUGUUCAAGGAAAAAUUUGUGCACAGGGUGUUCUAAUUGGAGGUAGCAUGCAGAAAUUAGAUGACUCAUUAGAGGAAUGGAUUCUGUCAUUACGUAAAUUACAGUGUCGUGAUGAGGCAACAGAUCAGGAAAUUUUAGUUGCAGCAACUUGGCAGAAUCAAGAUACAACUAUAAUUGAUGAACUACAACUUUUCAAAGGAGAACUGGUUACUGAGCCAAGGUAUCUUCAACAAGAAAUGGAAUAUAAAUAUGUUUUAGUGAAAGGUCCAAGUAAGAAAGAAUCAUUAUAUGAAUAUAUUCCAUAUCACAACAAUAAAUAUGGGAAUAGAAUUCUGAAAAUUCCAGUUGAUAAAUGCAAAGCUGGAGGUGACUGGAAUCGAUAUGAUGAUGUAAUGUACCCAGAACAUGGCUCUAACUGGUGGGGGAAAAUUAAAAAAACUUUUUCAUCAUACUAUGAAAAAGUAUUUGGAAGUGGUAAACUUGCUCUUGAAAACAAGACCUUUGUGACAAAGUUUAUGCUACCAUCCUGGAAUGGAUUCUGUGUUCCUGAAGAUAAGAAAACUGUGACUCCAGGAUUGGCAUUUGAUGCAAUAUCAAAAGUACAGCAGAUAUUACAUGGCAUAAAUCAAAACUAUAAGCCUUAUGGAUUUGAUUUUAAAAAGAUGCUGGUUGAAUACUUAACACCUAAGCUGGAAACAUUCAAGAAAUUCAAGUCUAUGGAUGAAGAAACUGCUGAGCAAGGAGUUCAGCGACUAGCAUCAGCCUUAGCAAUUAUCACACUGAUUGAGGAAAAUUCUUUGUUUGAUAAAUUGGACUAUUGCAUAGUUGGUGACCUUUUUGAAGCACUCCUGAUUCGUCCUAAUUUUGAGAAAAGCAUUUGUCAUGACUUUGAAGGACUUGAACAUCAUUUUCCAGGAAAGGAACAAAAAAAGAAGCUAGCUGAAUUGCUGUGUAGUUUUUGUAAUAAAACAUUUACAGCAAAGAAACAUGUUGAUCCAAGAUUCUUGCUGUGUGUACCUGUUCUUCACUUCCUAAGACUGGAAAGUGCCCCUUUUAAACCACCAUCUGUUGUAGAUAAUUAUGAAGAUAUUGCUUGGUGGGGAGUGAAAUCACUUAACACACAAAGUUUUGUAAACUUCAUUGAGAACCAUAUGAAUGUGGUUGAAAUUGUAAAACGCCUAGAACCGUUGUUUCCAGUUGACACACUUUUGUGCAGGGCAUGUGUGAGGGUUGUACCAUUCAAUCAGUUAGCUACCUUGGUGAAGUCACUUUCGAUGUCAGUAUUAGUUCCUGAACAAAUCUUUCAGGAUACUUGUUGGGAGAUCAUUGAAUCUUUAACUGGUCGUAUACGCCAUUUGGAAAUGUCUGAAGAAGAAACCAGUUCACAGAUAAAUGAAGAUGAUGUAAAAAAUCUCUCUUCAUGCUUGGAGGAUACAAAUUCAGUAUUGACACUACUGAAGACAGUUAUGAAUAAAUCUUACAUAGAUUCGUAUGAUAUUCUAUGUUGUAUAUGUAACUUAUAUGCAGCAUGUUACAGUUACACAAUGACUAAAAUUCCACAGAAUAAACGUGUGACCCGACAGACUUCUAAAAAUACUGAAAUUGACAAAAUGAAAGAAAUGUAUGACAGUGUUAUUUCAUCUAUGCACCAGUGGAUUCACACUAAGCUACCAUAUUCAUUGUUCUCGAGCUGGGAAUGUGGAAGCAAAACAGAUUAUACCAAUGAACUAAAGGUAUGGCACCAUAUAUUCUUGGUUGAGUUCUCAGAUCAGGAAGCAGGGGAAAUAUGGCAUAAACAUUUUCUGGAGCUGUUUCAGGAUAGAGUUAAAACGGCAAAACCAUCGCAAAAGGUGAAACUGUUUUGUCGUAAAGAUGUUCAAGAUUAUCAUCCCACUGUUCAGAAGACUUUGAGUGAUGCUGCCUUCAGUGCUGUUGGAGAGAUUUGCAAACAUGCAAAAGACUCUGAAGAUCUAUUUAGAACAAUUAAUCAAUCUGAAGUAAAUGAAUAUGGCACAUUAUUAUCUCAUAUGUUGGAGAAAUCAUGGCCCGCUCCAAAUCAUGGAGAAAACUGUGCAUCAUUCAAACAGAUUCUACAGCAUUUGUUGACUUGGACUCCUUUUGUUGGAUUUUUCAAAAUGACAGGUGCGAGCCAAGGUCAUGGAAACAUUUUAUCUACUUUAGCACAAGAACAUGUUGCAAUAUCGCAGUCUGUUCUUGACAGCUUGACACAAGAGCUACUGAGUGGUGCUAUACAAACUGAUGAUCUUAAUAUGGUGUUGAACAAUAUCAAUCAUUUUCUUGAGCUUUAUAAAGUAACAGGUGGUGAGACUAUUCCAUCGAAGGAACAGGGUUGUCACCGUCCAGAUUUUCCUAAUAUCACAAAGAUAUUAGAUCAUAGGAAAAAAGAACUGGAAGCUUUUGAGCAUGACAGAAAGCUCAUUAGUUCCUUCCUUGGAAUUUGCCAAUCAAUUCAACCAGUUGAUAUUCAACAAUUGCAAGAAAAAGUUGAGGUCAACAUAGAUGAAUUGAAACUCUCGGAUGUUUGUAAUCCAAUCAAGCUUGACCAAAUUGGUACUCGCCUCCUAGAAGUAACCUUCUUUGGAUUGUCUUUGGCUGUGAAAAAAAUGCUGGAACCAUUGCAAAAAAUCCACAGCAGUUCACUUUUUCAGAACAUGUGGAUUUCCAGAGCAAAAACACAACACAAAGAGAAACAAAAGCGAAGUGGUACUAACAUACUGUCUAUUGAUGAAGUUGCUGUUGAAGUAUGGCAGUUUGUCUUUAGAGAAAUCAUGGAGGUUCUAACCAAGACACAAACUGGGAGUCUCACUCUUAAGGAAGUGGAUACUCUGUUUGGCAGAUUCCGAAAUCAUUAUGAUCAAUUGGAGAAAGAGUUGAUGCAGCUCCUUGGGGCUAGAUCAAAAGCUGAUUGGAUCAAAGACAGGAUGGUCCAAAUUAAACAGUAUCACCAGUUAGAAGAUAGACUAGAUGCAGUUGGUACCAUUAUAAACAUAAAGAAGACAUUUGGAUUGUCUGGUGACUUCAAUGCUGUUCUUCUGCUGUCUUCAGUGCGCGAUGCGGAUUUCAAAGACAGAAAAUUGGAAUCAAUUAAUCAUGAGGUUGUGACAGCUGGGAUUGCUUUAGCUGAAAUGUCACAUGCGAGAAUACUUUGCUUGCAGGAACUGGUAAAACAAAAAGCUUUGGUUGAUUGGCUAAGAACGGAAAUUAAAGAUGUUCAGCAGUUGAAAGUCUUUGUGGAUUUAGCUAUGAUAUCAGCUGGUGAAACUGACAUGGAGGUAGACAGAGUGAAAUGUCUUCACCAAGCCACAACAGGAUUUUCAUCCUUCAUAUUUGACUUGAAACCAGAUGCAGGAUUUCAUCAAUUAAUGAAAGCGUGUGAGUCAUUGUGGAAUGCACUGAGAAAUGAUGAAGAUCUACCAGAGAAACUUAGGGGCGUAAGUCAUCAUCUAGAUUGGUUGAAAGGAGUCAAGGAGUCUCAUGGAUCGGUUGAAACAUCAUCUCUUAGUCAAGCUGAAGCCAUCAAUACCAAAGGAAUAUAUGUAGUUGGGAGUAUUGAUAAAAAUGCUGUGGUAUGUAAAAAAAUGCUGUUAUUUCUUAGUUUAGAGGCUGGUGCUAUAUGUUAA